This is a messenger RNA of Alnus glutinosa, 1598 nucleotides long. RefSeq names its product pre-mRNA-splicing factor SLU7-A-like. The transcript has 7 exons. Gene Ontology annotation, cellular component: spliceosomal complex. Gene Ontology annotation, molecular function: pre-mRNA 3'-splice site binding. NCBI's taxonomy places the organism in Eukaryota, Viridiplantae, Streptophyta, Magnoliopsida, Fagales, Betulaceae. The record is from RefSeq and is a predicted model, not a curated record. Gene Ontology annotation, biological process: mRNA splicing, via spliceosome. The coding region runs from base 254 to 1387 and encodes 377 amino acids.
UUAUUCCUUCAAGAAGACGAAACCUUGAAGGAGUUCCGAGUCUCUUUGAUAACCUUAUUUUCUCUCCCAAAAGAACUAACUCCAAAACGCGCGCUUACAAUCGCUAGGGUUUUCGGGUUCAGUGGAAGAAGGAAAGAGCUCUGCACUCUCCCGAAACUGUCCUUUGGCGCUCUCUCUCUCUCUCUCUCUCUCUCUCUCUCUCUCUUCUAGGGUUUCUGAUUUCAGAGUCUUCCUCUGAUCGUAGAGCUUGGGGAUGGCGACCGCUUCAGUUGCAUUUAAGUCUAGGGAGGACCAUCGGAAGCAAAUUGAAUUGGAAGAAGCGCGUAAAGCUGGGCUUGCACCUGCUGAGGUUGACGAGGAUGGAAAAGAGAUCAACCCUCAUAUUCCCCAGUAUAUGUCAUCUGCACCUUGGUAUCUCAAUGCUGAAAGGCCUAGUUUAAAACAUCAAAGGAAGUGGAAAUCAGAUCCGAAUUACACAAAAUCAUGGUAUGACAGAGGUGCAAAGAUUUACCAAGCUGACAAGUACAGGAAGGGUGCAUGUGAAAAUUGUGGAGCUAUGACACACGAUUCAAAUUCAUGCAUGGAUAGACCCCGGAAAGUGGGAGCAAAAUGGACGAACAAACACAUUGCCCCUGAUGAAAAAAUAGAGACAUUUGAGCUUGACUAUGAUGGUAAACGGGACCGGUGGAAUGGCUAUGAUGCAUCCACCUAUGCCUAUGUCAUUGAGAGAUAUGAAGCAAGAGAUGGAGCUCGAAGGAAAUUCCUCAAAGUCCAACAACUUAAGAAACUUGAGGAGAACAAUAACCAAAAUGAUGAGGCUGGGGUAAGUGAUGACGAUAAAGAAGAAGAUGGUCUAACGGUAGAUGAAUCCAAGGUUGAUGAAAGCAAACAAAUGGACUUUGCAAAGGUUGAAAAGCGUGUACGUACAACAGGUGGUGGAAGCACUGGAACUGUGAGGAACUUGCGUAUUCGGGAGGACACAGCAAAAUAUCUUUUAAAUCUUGAUGUCAGCUCUGCACAUUAUGAUCCCAAAACCCGGUCCAUGCGUGAAGAUCCUUUGCCAGAUGCAGAUCCUAAUGAGAAGUUCUAUGGGGGAGAUAAUCACCAUAGAGAUAGUGGUGAAGCUUUGGAAUUUAAGCAACUUGACAUCCAUGCUUGUAAAGCAUUUGACAAGGGACAAGACAUUCACAUGCAAGCUACUCCAUCCCAAGCCGAGUUGCUUUAUAAGAAUUAUAAGGUCAUCAAGGAGAAAUUGAAAUUCCAAACGAAGGACACCAUCUUGGAGAAGUAUGGCAAUGCAGCUGGUGACGAAGAACUUCCAAUGGAGCACCUUCUUGGAUCUCCGCGCUUAAGCCCAUAUUUUAACGGCCUACUUCAGGCAAAUUAGCAAAAUGUGAAAUGAGUUUUGUUGGACAUGCAGCGGAGGAGAGAGAUUCAAAUGUUUGGUUUAGUCCAACAAAACCCGUCCUUUAAACAGUUGGGCCUUUAGCUAGGCCCAUUGGACCUUACGAUAUUCUCGGUAUUACUUUGGAGUUAGACUAUUUGAUGUAAUACAUUCUUUAGAGUUUUGCAUUCUUUUAUGCAUUUUUUUUUUUUAA